This is a messenger RNA of Penicillium olsonii, 852 nucleotides long. The record is from the annotation of a GenBank genome assembly. Lineage: Eukaryota; Fungi; Ascomycota; Eurotiomycetes; Eurotiales; Aspergillaceae.
AUGGGCUCUCCGGAGACUUUGAGCUACGCGAGUGACACGGGCAGCGAGGAACAAUCCCCCUCUCAGCUGAAGAUCAAGAUUCAAGCCAAAUUCAACAUCGCCCGACCACCUCCUAAAUCAACUCAACGACUACGACUCAGUCCAAAACUACUCCUUCAAAUCCAACAACUGCCCCGAGGUCGCCGACCAGUCCCCGUCUUGGAGAUAUGGCAACCACCACUUUGCAAAUCCAGACUCACGAGAAGGUUCACUCAGCGUCCCAAACUCGGCAUGAACGAUCUCUAUGCCACCGUCAACGAACCAUACAUCACGAGAAACGAACAACCAGAAUCCCAAUUAUCUCUCGACGAGACAGAAAAAGACGUCGUGGCAGCUAUGUAUCAGCCAACGCCCGACGCAACAUCAAGUUCCGCGAUCCAUUUCCGUGACGCACAAUGCAUCUGGCAAGCGAUGGCCAGCCCAGCUGGAUCUGGGACGUGUUACAAAUUCGCUAUCAAGAAUGAGGAGAAUGUUAUGGGCGCCGGACAGUCUAAGAUGUUCAUGCAAUGGGAGAAGCGGGUCCUCUCUGCUGAUGAGGGGAGCUCUGAGGUGGAGAAUGAGUAUUUUGUACUUCUUGCCAUUGAUCGUCAGGCACGACGGAAGAGUAGGAUUGCGACUAUGAAUCGGAGUGGUUUUGAGAUUACAGUGAGGAAGAGCUCGAUUUUGGAACAUCUCAGAGCUUGUAUGGCUUUGACGAGUCCUGUAUCUGGGGACACGGAUGUGAACUCGGAUGCGGACCUGGAGGUUUGGCUAUAUACUCAUGUUCUUACGCUUGGUGUUUGGGUGGCGUCUCAGGAGGGUUGGCUGAAUUGA